CCCAGCAUCUCUAGUUUGACCUCUGACUCCUGACCUCUGACCCCACCUGCCCUACCCUGCCCUGCCUAAGGGGUUGGGAAGCCCCCAGAAGCCCAGCUGUGAUUGCGGGAGUUGACGCCUCGCUCGCUUCAAGCCCUCCUCAAGCACGGGCUGUGCAGGGGCUCAGGGCUCAGCCCCACCCUGGCCUACCAUGGCGCGUCGGCUCCAGGAUGAGAUGGCCACCUUCUUCUUCGAGUAUGACACUCCCCGAAUGGUACUCGUGCGCAACAAGAAGGUGGGCGUCAUCUUCCGGCUGAUCCAGCUCGUGGUUCUGGUCUACGUCGUCGGGUGGGUGUUUCUCUACGAGAAGGGCUACCAGACCUCCAGCGGCCUCAUCAGUAGCGUGUCUGUGAAACUCAAGGGCCUGGCCGAGACGCAGCUCCCAGGGCUGGGCCCCCAGGUCUGGGAUGUAGCUGACUACGUCUUCCCAGCCCAGGGGGACAGCUCCUUUGUGGUCAUGACCAAUUUCAUCGCGACUCCCCAGCAGUCUCAAGGCUACUGUGCAGAGCACCCAGAAGGCGGCAUAUGCACAGGUGACAGCAGCUGCAUCCCUGGGAAGGCCGAAAGGAAGGCCCAAGGCAUCCGCACCGGGAAGUGUGUGGCCUUCAACGACACUGUGCACACCUGUGAGAUCUUCGGCUGGUGUCCCGUGGAGGUGGACGACAACACUCCACGCCCCGCCCUUCUCCGGGAGGCCGAGAACUUCACUCUCUUCAUCAAGAACAGCAUCAGCUUUCCUCGCUUCAAGGUCAACAGGCGCAACCUGGUGGAGGAAGUGGAUGCCGCCUACUUGAAAACCUGCCUCUAUCACAAGACCACCCACCCACUAUGCCCUGUCUUCAAGCUCAGCUACAUAGUGCAAGAGUCUGGCCAGAAUUUCAACUCCCUGGCGGAGAAGGGCGGGGUGGUCGGCAUCACCAUCGAUUGGAACUGUGACCUGGACUGGCAUGUGCGACACUGCAAGCCCAUCUAUGAGUUCCAUGGGCUGUAUGAGGAGAACAAUCUGUCUCGAGGCUUCAACUUCAGGUUUGCCAGGUACUUCACGGAGAAUGGCACCAACCGCCGUCACCUCUUCAAGGUGUUUGGGAUUCGCUUUGACAUCCUGGUGGACGGCAAGGCCGGAAAGUUUGACAUCAUCCCCACAAUGACCACCAUCGGUUCUGGCAUUGGCAUCUUUGGGGUGGCAACAGUUCUCUGUGACCUGUUGCUGCUCCACAUCCUGCCCAAGAGGCAUUACUACAAGCAGAAGAAGUUCAAGUAUGCAGAGGACAUGGGGCCACGGGAGGGUGAGCAUGACCUUGCAGCCACCAGCUCCACCAUGGACCUGCAGGAGAACAUGAAGACUUCCUGACCCUCGGCCCCUGACUCCUGACUAGACGUAGCAUGAAGCCUCAGGACAAAGCUCUGGUGGCAUCUCCCCAGGAGUCUCAGCCAGACAGACACCAGGUUGGACCCGGGGAGCUCAGAGUGGACCUGGGGAGAGACCUGUGUGAUUCUGGGCUCUGGCUCCAACUCUGCACACUUCCAAGGCAGCCCUACUCUAGCCUCAGCCACUCCUGGGGGUAGGGCUGGGGCUGGGCAAGUACACCUAGCUUUGCACUUCUCUCCCUGGGCCCUCAGUAUCCAUCCCCCUGCCUCAGCCUCUAGAUCUGUGCUCUCCAAUGUGGCAGCUACUAGUCACAAAUACUAUUUAUAUUUAAAUUAAAACGGAAUAAAAUGAAGAUUUCUAGUGGCUGCCAUAUUGGGCUACAGAACGUUCUCAUCAUCACAGAAAGUUCUACUGGGAAGCUCUGCUUGAGCCCUGUUUCUCAUUGGCCUUAGAUUUACCUGAGGAGCUAAGCCACAGAGCAGGUGCCUGGGCCUCUCCAGACCUCCUGAAGCAGAAUCUUGAGUGGUGGGCCGCAGGAUCUGCAUGGUUAGCUAACUCCCCAGGCCAUUUUGAAACUUAAGUUUAAGAACCGCUGCCCUAGAACUUUCUGACUCUAAGCCCUUGAUCAGGUGUCAGACUUAGGCCCGGGACUGUAUCACCUGGCAGGUAGGGGCAUGGAGCAGGGUCUGAGACACUCUUAGCAUCUGUGUGGUUUGCACACAUGCUGCACAGUGUCGUGUGUACACACUCCCAUGUUCACACCCACCCACAGGCACACACCCCUCCCGCCACACUGUGUAUUUGAGCAGCUUGGCUCCUACAAACACACCUACACCCCCAACACAGGCCCAUGGUCCAUGCCAUGUCACCUCCGUGGGGAAGUGCUCCUCCCACAUGUAUCAGGCCAGGACAGCCUCUUCAAGCCAAGAAUCCUUACUCAGCUACCUCGGGUCAGAGUGGGAGCCUUGGCCAGAUCCUAGGCUCUCUGCCUACAUGGCCCAGCCCCAGCUCCCAAGGCCUGCUGGCCUCUGUCU
Trichechus manatus latirostris (Florida manatee) is the source of this 2442-nucleotide messenger RNA. RefSeq names its product purinergic receptor P2X 1 (gene P2RX1). The record is from RefSeq and is a predicted model, not a curated record. Gene Ontology annotation, cellular component: nuclear inner membrane; plasma membrane. Gene Ontology annotation, biological process: calcium ion transmembrane transport; response to ATP. The coding region runs from base 191 to 1390 and encodes 399 amino acids. Gene Ontology annotation, molecular function: purinergic nucleotide receptor activity; extracellularly ATP-gated monoatomic cation channel activity; ATP binding. NCBI's taxonomy places the organism in Eukaryota, Metazoa, Chordata, Mammalia, Sirenia, Trichechidae. The transcript is spliced from 12 exons.